ACGCCCAUUGGGCAUCGCCGGCCAGCAAGCCGAGAGCAAGCCCAGUACCUGCCAGUGCCGGACCGAGCGGCGCGCGUGUGGCACCGUGCGUAGCGCCGUGUGAGUGAGCGUGUGCGCGUGGAACGAGUGCGUGUGUGUGAGUGCCACGCACCGCGACGCACAGUCGGUCGGCAAGUCUCGCUGCCCUCCACCAGGUUGCCGCCAUGGAGGGACAUCCACGGAGAAGUGUCAGGUGGUCGGGGCGGGCCUUGCUGUCAUGGAUCGCUCUGUCAGCGCUGGCGGCGGUGGCGGCCCAGGAGAACGCCGGCAUGACCAUCCCCAGCUCCCUGGUGGAGUGCUACUCCAACGCCUCCCUGCUGUCGCACGCCGCCCUGCCCACCUUCGGCAUCGGCCAGCUCAUCGACCUCAUCCGCAAGGUGGAGAACAACCAGUACAUCCCGAUGGACCUCAAGACCCUCGCGGUGCAGCUCACCCAGAGGUUCCGCCAGGACGGAAUUCGGCGCGCCCCCGACGUGACCCCGUCUGACGGCGUGGUCCCCUUCACGCCGUCCGGCCCCGAGUUCUUCCGCCACAUGAUCCUGCUGACGAAGCUGAUCCCCGGCAACGCCUACAACUUCCCCAACAGCAGCCUCAGCAUGCCCGAGCAGUGCGCGCUGCACUUCAUGAUGUCCUCCACGAUGGACGAUAUCAACCGCGGCGCCAACGACGACCAGCCCUGCAACAACCUCAAGAACUACCCGAGCGACCCGUACGGCAACUCGGGCACCUUCAGCGGCUACCAGAGCGGCUACGGCGGCGGCGGCUACGGCGGCUUCGGCGGCGGCUACAGCUCGGGCGUCAACUACAACAGCCGGAGGGGCCCGCCGACGCGUGCCCCCAGGAGGUCGAGGAACGCGAGUCCCGGCAUCGAGGACGACGUGGAGAUCCUGGACCCCAACUUGCAGGCCGCGGCGACGGAGAAGGCCGGCAAGAGCACCAACUACGUGCGCAGCCGCUGCCCGGUGCAGUCCGGCGUGGUGCUGACGCCGUGGGGGUCGGUGAGCGGCGGCACGGUGAUCGCGGCCAUCGCGGCGGGGCUGGUGCCUCAGACCGUGCAGGGCGAGAUGCUGGCCGCAGCCUUCCCGCGCUCCAGGUACUACACGCCCAGGAGGAACAGCGCCGACACCAUGGGCGCCAUCGACAACAGGUGGGCCGCCACCUUCUCCGGCGACCUGGCCCAGGUGGCGCUGCUGCAGGGCGCCAGCGACCGGAACAACAUGGCGGUCGGUACGGCCGGCGGCUGGUCGUCCGCCUUCGAGCCCAAGCAGUACUACAUCACGCCCCAGAACCUGAACCGCCAGACCGACGGCUCCAUGACGGACCCCAUGGUCAGGGGCAGCAUGGACGGCCUCAUCAUGGCUUCGUACGUCAGCGAGUGGUACAGCCGCACUAGCAACUCCCUGAAGCUGUCCCAGUUGCUCGACAUGUACUACUCGGAGCGCGGCGUCUUCGACAGGAACACCCGCGCGUGCUCCAGGCGAGAGCGCUUCGGCGACGUGGCGACCACGCAGACCCUCAACGCGCAGACUGAGGCGUUCUCCAAGUUCUACGGCCGAAACAACCCCAUCUCGGUGACCAUGACGGAUGACGUCAUCUCCGAUCUGGCGGACACCGCCGUCUCCAAGCUGCAGCUCUACAUCCCGACGGCCAGCGCCCCCGCGUGCGAGGUGACGUCGACGGGGCUGCUGGCGCGGCCCUACGCCAACCUGCUGGUGCUGCUGGACACGGCGUGGCAGUACACCGACAUCCACCCCGCCAUCUCGUUCCUGCUGGACCGCACGGAGGCCGGCCAGUUCGGCAGCAAGGUGACGAUCCUCAACGCCAUGGACGGCAGCGUGCUGUUCAACUCCACGUACCCGCGCCUGGACUGGCACGUGGCCUACACCAGCGACGCUCACUCGGACGCCGCCAUGACCGCCACGGGCUUCGACAUGCUGUCCUCGCUGGGCGCCGCCAUGCAGCGCCUGCGCACGCACGACGCCGACAACCAUGACCGUCGCGUCCUGGGCGGCCGCGGCCAGGCCGUGCUGUUCGUGCCGCAGCAGAACAAGGGCGUGGACCAGAACAAGCUCUGGGAGCGCAUGACCAACUACCGCAUGCUGUACCCUGACGUGGACUUGCUGGUGCUGGCCAGCAGGAACAUCAACCGGAACGCGUUCAGCGCCUUCACCAACGACACCAACAACGACGUGUUCUCGCUGGAGCCGACGGACCCGUACAACUCCAUGUCACAGUUGGUCAACAGGAUCAAAAGAGUGCCCCGACGCCUCCGCAACCCCAACUGCGACCCGGACUGGAGGGAGGACCGCUCCGGCAACUCCGAGUUCGUGGACUACGUGGAGCCGCUGGGCGUCAACUACUACCGCCUGGCGCCCAACAACUUCUACCGCACGACGGACACGCAGGCCAAGCUGCGCGUCACCAUGAACCAGGGCCUCGGCACCCUCACCGUGUGCUACUCCAGGUCCUUCCCGUCCUUGAACGGCACCAGCAGCAACAUCGGCUCGCAGGCCACCAGCGCGGGCACCUGCAGCCAGGUGGGCAACAACGGCCUUGAGAUCCCCAUCGUCAACCUGUGCCCCGACGCCUACUUCGUCAGGGACUGCGCGCCGCUGUACCUGGCCGUGUCCGCGGCGCAGUCCACCACCGGCGCCAGCACGCGCUGCCAGGACCAGAACGCGUGCCGCUUCCCCGACAUGGUGCGGUACAGCGUGAUCCUGGAGCGGGCUGGCUGCUGGAGCUCUGCGAGCGGCCUGCAGGCCGUCGGCGUGCUUGCGACCCUGCUUGUGGCCUUGUCGUCCGUCCUGCUGCACUAGCAGUGCACUAGCAGCGCACUAGUGCCGCCAAGGCAUGGCCUAGGCACAGUGGGUCAGAAGAACGGUAGAGGCGGCCGAAAUCCCGGACGCGUUUUGAGCCCCAGAGUCGCUGAACGGGACUUGAACCGACCGUGUGACCCCACCAAUGGAUUGCUCUGGGAACGAGGAA
This is a messenger RNA of Thrips palmi, 3024 nucleotides long. RefSeq lists its product as uncharacterized. The record is from RefSeq and is a predicted model, not a curated record. NCBI's taxonomy places the organism in Eukaryota, Metazoa, Arthropoda, Insecta, Thysanoptera, Thripidae. The coding region runs from base 204 to 2855 and encodes 883 amino acids. The transcript has 13 exons.